Aspergillus affinis is the source of this 813-nucleotide messenger RNA. RefSeq names its product class I SAM-dependent methyltransferase. The coding region runs from base 1 to 813 and encodes 270 amino acids. The transcript has 5 exons. NCBI's taxonomy places the organism in Eukaryota, Fungi, Ascomycota, Eurotiomycetes, Eurotiales, Aspergillaceae. The record is from RefSeq and is a predicted model, not a curated record.
AUGUCUCAAUUGGACGAUUAUGUAUUGGGUCGAGGCCUGGUGGAUUCGGUCCGACUGGAUGCUCAACAUCUGCUAUGGAAGCUGCAUCAGGGCUUCGAACUACAUCCGGGAAUUCCAAUCACAAACCAUAUGAAAAUCGCCGAAAUUGGAACCGGGACUGGCGUUUGGGUGUUUGAUGUUGCCAAACAUGUUCCAUCCAGUGUGCGAUUGGAUGGAUAUGAUAUUUCCGAUGAUCAGUUCCCACCCAGAAACCUGUGGCCAUCGAACGUAUCCCUCGGGGUGAUGGAUUCCCUGGUAGAUCCUCCGCCGUCUCUCAGGGGCCAAUACGAUGGCGUCCAUCUUCGCAUGUGGGCAAGUAACGUCCGAGAGAGUGACAUCGGACCUGUGAUACGUCACGCGAAAUCCCUCCUAAAGCCGGGUGGAUAUAUCCAGUGGGAAGACGCCGACUUGGUCAAUCCCAUCGUGCAAGGGGAGAUAGCAGAGAAAUGCGACGCGUGUCUUCAAGGUUUAUUUCACCAGGUAAACCUUGACUACAGUUGGGUAUCUGAUCUUCCACGUCGCCUGCGACAGGAAGGCUUGCAGGUUGUUGAAUUUCAUCAUGGUAGAUUCAACUCUGACGCCACUCAACUGUGUACGAGAACCUACUUGAUGGCUCUUCAAGAAAUUCUCAAUGGGAUCAAGAGGACGUCUUCGGAGGAUAUCAAUCGUUCUGUGACAGAACAGGAAGCCGUCCUCCAGCAAAUGCUUGGUCAGGCUAAGAGUGGAAUGAUCUAUAACUGGACACCAGUUAGCGUGCUUGCACGUGUAAAGUGA